Messenger RNA from Penicillium brasilianum, 911 nucleotides. The record is from the annotation of a GenBank genome assembly. Lineage: Eukaryota; Fungi; Ascomycota; Eurotiomycetes; Eurotiales; Aspergillaceae.
AUGAACUUCCUCGCACCUUCCCUUCCCCAAUCUCCACCCUCAGUCUUCUCCACAUGUAGUCAUCCACAAUAUAACCCCAUCAUCAAGAUAUCCAACAGACCUGUUGACGAAGCAAUGGGAUCCACUGACCCAGAGCUUAGCCCCCCAUGGCCAAGUCCUCGGAACACUAUCAUCAACCUACCAUUCGAGCUAACUUACUUCAUGAUUCUCACCAUGAUAUUCCUCAACCUGCCCGCGGAGACUCUGAUCAGAAUCGAGAGCACCUGUCAUGCCUUCGUGGAGGCUGCGGCCUACGUCCUCCGUACCAGAAUGCCCCAUGCCUUCAACAUCCCCGAGCUGAAUUUACUCUUCAAGUUCGGAGCCCCGGAUACUUACCUAGAAAGUGUCAAAUGCGAAUACUUGGGCAUCUCGGGACUCAAUGACCCGCUGCAAAGCCAACAAGUGCUGGCAGAUGCGUUUGCCGUUUUCCAUCCCACACCGUACUCACCUGCGGAGAUGCCUGUCGGAGGAUCAGCAGACGAAUCACUGGGACUAGAGGUAGCCUUUGAAAACUCGGAAAAAUUCGUCCAAUUUAUGGGCAAUCUAUCACUGGUAUUGACCCUGGCAACUGCAUUCAUCGCGGAUGGUACAAAGAUCGGUGGAAAAAUGGUGAUUCGGCUCCAGCGGGACUGGCUGGAGAAAGAGAGUUCCAAGCUUAUCUCUCUUGACCCCGAAGACACAAUCAGGAUUCUGAUUGAAGCACGGAAAACCGACGCCAGUGCUGAAGCAGCUUUUGCGAUUCGCAUUUCUGAACUGCAUGUCUGUGCCACCCGUCUACUCAUGGCUAUAGAAAAGGCAAAGGAUACGAGUAACCGAAUUACUGAGCACAUCAGACUUCCAGUUGCGGUCCUUGGAGGAAAUAAUUAAUUCGG